This is a messenger RNA of Miscanthus lutarioriparius, 519 nucleotides long. The record is from the annotation of a GenBank genome assembly. Lineage: Eukaryota; Viridiplantae; Streptophyta; Magnoliopsida; Poales; Poaceae.
AUGGCGAGCGCGGAUCUGCUGCGGAGGGAGGAGGAGUUCUACUCCUCCUUGUUUGAUUCCGCCAAAGGCGAUGGCGCCAAGUCGCGCUCACAACUGAUCGAGAGGAAGAUUGAACUCCUCGAGGACAUGGCCACCAAGGUCAGUAACCGGAGAUCACGAAAGUGGAUGAAUGACCGUUUGCUGAUUGAACUUGUCCCGCGUCUUCAUGUUGAAGAAACCAAAGGCCUAUUUGCUCCUCCACCAUGGGGUGAGGAAGCACCCUUGUCAGCAUUCUGCAGGACAAGUGUUGGUGAAUGGGAUGCCUUCAGGAGCAUUGACAUGGAUGCUGAGGACCCAUUUCAGAGGCUGCUUCUGCAUGGUGUUUGUGAGUUCUACAACGUGACCUCGACGACCACGAGCAGUGUAAGAGAUGGGAGGCCUUGGAAGACAACUACCAUCAAGAAGAGGCAGGGCACGGGUGUUCCCUCCAGAAUCACAUUAGUUAACUUUCUGAGGAUGAAGAAGAAUGGGUCCCAUUGA